AUGCAGAGAUUUUGCGAAGGUGCAAUGCAUAACUAUACCGAGCCAAUCUUGCGAAUGCUAACAACCUCAGGUAUUGAUGGUGACCUCGACGCGCUGCAGCGUUUUACCUCCGGUCGCUGGCUCUGGCGCGAACAGGAGCAAUUCGCCUGUCGAUACGUGCAGUUCGAGCUCCAGCCGCUGCUAGACAUUGCGGCCUCCGCUGUCGGAGCACAAUACUGCGCUCGCGUGUUGAAACUCGCCGAGGGCCAGUACAACAAAGUCUUUGUGCUGACAAUGGACAAUGGGCGGGAAAUCAUUGCCAAACUGCCCAAUCCCAAUGCCGGACGACCUCAUUUUACGACGUCGAGUGAGGUUGCCACUAUGGACUUUCUGCGGAAUGUUCUGGAUUUGCCCGUUCCGAAGGUCUAUGCGUGGAGCUCUAGAGCCGAGAACCCGGUCGGCGCGGAGUAUAUCCUCAUGGAGAAGCAGCAUGGUGUUAUGCUGAGCGAGGUAUGGGGUGCAUUGAAGGGGAAGCACCGGGCGCAGCUUGUGUUGCAGGUUGUCGACUUUGAAAAUAUACUUGCUGCGACCAAGUUUCCCGGCUACGGGAGUUUGUACUACAAGGAGGAUCUUCCCUCGAGCGCCGACAUGUUAUCAUCGUCUUUGUACGUGGACAACACUGGCAAGGAAGUACAGAGCACCAAUUUUGCCAUUGGACCAACGAAUCACCGCGCGUUUUUCGACUUCGGAAAGGGGUCGUUGGAUAUUGAUCGUGGGCCUUGGUCUUCGGCCGCCGAGUACGUGAUAGCAGUCGCAAAGCGGGAGAUUGCAACUGCGAAAGCAGGUCUCAUGUACCCCCUGAUGCCAGAAGGUCUUUUCUAUGGACCGCGACAGUACCAGCCCACCAAUGCAAAGAAACUUGCAACACUUCGAAAUUACCUCAAGGUAGCCCCAUACACUCUCCCAGAGAGCCUUACCAGUCACGCAUCAGUCCUAUGGCACGGAGACCUGAACUCGCAAAACAUCUUCGUCGACCCCAACGAACCCACGCGCAUCCUAGGAAUCAUUGACUGGCAAUCUACAAGCCUCGCUCCCCUCUUCACCCAAGUCGCUCGUCCGGCUUUCUUGGACUACAACGGCCCUCCUCCCGAGACGCUGGACAAGAUCCGCCUCCCCGAGAACUUGGAGGCCCUGAGCCCAGAGCAGCAGAAGCAAGCAAAGGCACUGCAUCAGGCGCAGACACUGCAUAACCUGUACUUAGCGCGGUCACGUCAACUCAGCCCCGUCAUAUUUGACGCCAUUCAAGCCCAGAGGACCCUCCGCCAUCAAGUCAGCGUUAUUCCGGGAUUGACGAUAAUGGACUACGAGCCGUGCCUCAACAGCCUUCUUCGAGACGUCCAGAAGGAGUGGUCCAGUCUUGUUAGCGAAGGGGCAUCAGUACCCUGUCCGCUGCAAUUUUCUGCAGAAGAAGUCGCAGAGCAAGAAUGCGAUGAGGAGCUUUGGGCUCAAGGUGUGGCACUCAUGGAGGAAUUCAUCGCCGACACUGGCUGUUUCAAGCAUUGGGAUGGAAGGGUAAGCGAGGAUGAUUACGAGCUGUCACGGAAACAGCUGGAUGAGGGCGUGCAGAGGUUUCUUGCGCGGGAGGCCAGGAGUGAGCAGGAGAGGAGAGAGUGGUGUCGGGUAUUGCCGUUUGUUGAUUAG
Messenger RNA from Aspergillus mulundensis, 1680 nucleotides. Its product is annotated as aminoglycoside phosphotransferase family protein. Gene Ontology annotation, cellular component: mitochondrion. The record is from RefSeq and is a predicted model, not a curated record. Lineage: Eukaryota; Fungi; Ascomycota; Eurotiomycetes; Eurotiales; Aspergillaceae. The transcript has 3 exons. Bases 1 to 1680 code for a protein of 559 amino acids.